This is a messenger RNA of Camelus dromedarius (Arabian camel), 2232 nucleotides long. RefSeq names its product cornichon family member 4 (gene CNIH4). Gene Ontology annotation, cellular component: COPII-coated ER to Golgi transport vesicle; endoplasmic reticulum membrane. The record is from RefSeq and is a predicted model, not a curated record. Bases 42 to 449 code for a protein of 135 amino acids. Gene Ontology annotation, biological process: endoplasmic reticulum to Golgi vesicle-mediated transport. NCBI's taxonomy places the organism in Eukaryota, Metazoa, Chordata, Mammalia, Artiodactyla, Camelidae. The transcript has 5 exons.
GGCGGCGGCGGCGGCGGCGGCGGCGGCGGCGGCGGCGGAGAAUGGAGACGGUGGUGUUUGUCUUCUCUCUCCUGGACUGUUGCGCGCUCAUCUUCCUCUCAGUGUACUUCAUAAUUACGUUGUCGGAUUUAGAAUGUGAUUACAUUAAUGCUAGAUCAUGUUGCUCGAAAUUGAACAAGUGGGUGAUUCCAGAAGUGGUUGGCCAUACCAUUAUCACUGUGUUAAUGCUCAUUUCAUUGCACUGGUUCAUCUUCCUUCUCAACUUGCCUGUUGCCACUUGGAAUAUAUAUCGGCUCAUUAUGGUGCCAAGUGGUAACAUGGGAGUGUUUGAUCCAACGGAAAUACACAAUCGAGGGCAGCUGAAGUCACACAUGAAAGAAGCCAUGAUCAAGCUUGGUUUCCACCUGCUCUGUUUCUUUAUGUAUCUUUAUAGCGUGAAGUCUAACUGAUGUCCUUUACGUCAGAGAAGUAAGAAGCAACGGAGCAACAUAAUCAAAGCCCGCCGUCUGUUUUCGAGGCAGUCACGUUGUGGGAUGUCCUAAGACGGGCUGGGUUAGGAAAGGAAACCGCUGUGUGUGUUUGGUGUGCCUGAGACUUGGGAAGUCAGCUUUACUGACAAGCUAGUAUUUUGUCACAGGUAGUUGUGAUGAAAAGUGUGUGCCAGGUAUAAUUAAUUACCUCCCAAAUGUAAUAAAGUUGUUCUAAUAUGUGGAAACAGGCCGAGAUAGAGAAGGUAAGUCUGAAAUUUUGUGCUUAUCAUCUAGAUUACUGCCACCUGAGUUUAUGUACUUUCAGCCAAAUAUACUAUUUUGCUAUGUAGUGUAACAGACUGAAACAUGCUUGGUGUAGUGAGACUACAGUUAACAAGCUGCUCAAAGAAUGGGCUAUUUCAGCUUUCUGAGCAUUUGUUAGUGAAGUCUUUUGGUUUUAAGCCAUACUUUUUGUGACGAUUCUAAAACGCAGUAGCCACAUUGUUUUGCACUGAAUAAAUACAGUCUGAGGACUGAGGGUCACUCAGAGCCUUAGGGUUAGCACUGGGGGCUGCAGCCAUCCUACUGAUCAUCACCCGCAGGACCGUAGGUGUUACAGGGAUUGUGCACGAGCCGAGCAGGUACUGAGCUCGAGUUGCUCUUUAGAAUAAAUUCCUUGGUAAAAGCUGUUUUUGUUUUCAGCUGCUUCCUCUGAAGCUGGGUGAGGAAGAGUGAGUGGGGAGGUGGUCAGAAUCAGCUGUGGCCUCCGAGGUUUGACUGUGGCUUCCUCUGUUGUGUGUUUGGCUUGCUAUAUCCGUUCUGGAGCAAUCUUGGUUUCAUCUGUUUUAGUUCCCAUUGAACGUUAGAGCCUAGUCAAAGUGUGAGUCAGUUUAACAAAUACUUCAACUGCUGUUCCCCAGCGGGGCACCUCGUGUGCAGGUAUCGCGGGGACCAGCGAGACCCUGAGUCACAGGCUACCGCACCGUCACUCUCCAGCCAGCCCUCUUACUCCUGGCUCACUUCUAAGCGCCCUGUUUUAUCACAGUCCCCACUUUGUUGUUCAUCUAGGGGACCUGAUCACGUCUUAUACCUGCUGUUCUAACUACCGUGUACUCUUUGGGCAAGAGGCUGGCACUUGAACAAAGGAGCUUGGAUCCUUUGUCUAUUUUCACAGCUCACUCCAUUCAAAUUGAUCAUCUCUGAAGGAGGAUAUAACGUGGAAUCAAGUUCUAGAUCCUGAUCUUAUCACUUGAUCUGAUCAGCAGCCCAUUUCACAGAUUGGAUGUAAACUGGGUGAGGGUUGAACCUGAUAACUCGAUGAAAGGCAACAAGUUUGGCUGCCACUGCAUCUGCUCUGUCGGAGACCUGUAGUCUUCUGGUGUAGCUCUCUAUAAAGAUACUUUUUGGAAGAGAAUAACAGGACUAAUCUGAGUUACCUGUUAAGUUUCUAUUUUACCAGCUACAGUAAUCAGACUCCUGAGCAUUCUUGUUUUAUCCAUAAUCUGCUUCACUCCCUCCACCACCCAAUUUUGAAGCAAAUACCAGACAUCAUUACAUAUGUAGUAUUUUUAUAUGUAUCUCUGUAAAAUAAGUGUUCUUACACACAAACACACAUACACACACAACCAUAGUACCAGCGUCAUACAUAAAUUGGUAAUUACUUAGUAUUAAAUAUCCAAUUGGUGCUCAGAUUUCCCCCACUGGCUCAAGUUUCACAGCUGGCUUGUUCACAUUGAGAUCCAAAUAAGAUCUGUACAUUUCA